GAAAGAUAACUAGAUAUGCUUUGCUUUGUUUUGUUUUGUUUUGUUUUUCCAGUGGAAUUUUUAUUCUGUGACCUGGCUUCCAUGAAGUCCAUUCGACAGUUUGUUAAGGAAUUCAAGAAAAAGAAUUAUCCUCUUCAUGUGCUAAUCAACAAUGCUGGAAUUAUGAUGAUUCCUCAGAGAAAGACUACAGAUGGAUUUGAGGAACAAUUUGGUGUGAACUAUUUGGGGCACUUCUUGUUGACAAAUCUUCUCUUGGAUAUCCUCAAGCAGACAGGCUCUUCAAGCCACAAUGCAAGAAUCCUAACAGUGUCAUCAGGCACCCAUUAUGUAGGAGAACUGAAUAUGGAUGAUUUACAAAGCAGGCAUUGUUACUCACCUUGUGGAGCCUAUGCCCAAAGCAAGCUUGCCCUGGUACUUUUCUCCUAUCAACUACAGCGGCUCCUGGCAGCUGAAGGGAGUCACGUGACUGCCAAUGUAGUAGACCCUGGAGUCGUGAACACUGAUCUCUACAAGCAUGUGUUUUGGCUUACAAAGCUGGUCAAGAGUUUGACCUCCUGGCUGUUGUUCAAGACUCCAGAUGAAGGAGCAAUCACAUCCAUCUAUGCAGCAGUUGCACCAGAGCUAGAAGGAGUUGGUGGCUGUUACCUUUAUCAUGAGAAAAUCAUUAAAUCUUCUAAUGUAACUUAUGAUGAGGACCUUCAGAGGAAACUCUGGGCAGAAAGUUGCAAGAUGGUUGGAAUACAUAAUGUGAUCAACAAAGUCAUCUCAACCUAAUUGCCUCCUAUGUGGAAUCUCAUGAAUCCCCAUAAAUCUCAAACAAGGUGUAUGCUGAGCCUGUAAAAUUGUAUUUUUCAUAUGAAACUUGUGGCUUUGGCUUAAAAAAUUAAUGAGUGCUGAUCUGCCAGUAAUUCCCUCGAUGUUCUCAAUUUUCAAUGGAUUUGUAAUUUUGUCAUCGUGGCUACAACUAAUCCCUCCCUCCCUGCCCAUCCUGUACAAUCCUUGUCAAUGUUCUCCAAUAAAUUUGCAAAUCUACCAAGCGGUCCAGGGUAAGGGGAGGGAGGGAAACAAUCCACCCAAAGUGCUAGGUGCCUUCCUCUAAUUCUCUUGCCAGUGCAUGAAAACCAGAAUGGGGAAAAAAAUCCUCACACAGAACUGAGUAGGCUCUGAUACCCAAGCCAAUAAUAUGUUUUGUAUUCAUAAUGUUUCAAGUUGUAAUUAAAUAAUCUGUGAUAAUAAAUCUCUGGUAUAAGUAUGCAGUUUAUUUUUCUUUUGGUCACUUUGAAGGAAAAGAGAUUGAUUUGCCUUAUGAAUAAAAGGCUCAUAGUUGAUGUGAACAUCUCUUUAAGAUGCUUUUUAAUAAGACAGACCUUAUUUGACUGUUAGAAUGCAUCAAAUUUUUAUUAGUGUCUUAUGUUUUGUUUUAGUUUUCUUGACUCAAAUAAUAAUGUGACUUAUUGUACCUGUAGCCAUGACUUUUGACUGAACACACACAAUUUCUAUUGGUUGUGGUUUCCUACACUGCAGAGCUUAUGAGACCAACUCCUUAAUGUUGCUUUAGUGAAGAAUGACACCAAAGAUUUCACUGGGUUCUCCUAACUACAAAGAUCACAGUGCAGUCAUCAUAGUAGUAGGUUGUUACUGAGAAUUGGUGUUCUCAAUUUAGAACACUUUUUAGGAAAUACA
Sarcophilus harrisii (Tasmanian devil) is the source of this 1683-nucleotide messenger RNA. It is a transcript of the gene DHRSX, whose product is annotated as dehydrogenase/reductase X-linked. The record is from RefSeq and is a predicted model, not a curated record. Gene Ontology annotation, molecular function: oxidoreductase activity. Lineage: Eukaryota; Metazoa; Chordata; Mammalia; Dasyuromorphia; Dasyuridae. The coding region runs from base 16 to 774 and encodes 252 amino acids. The transcript is spliced from 4 exons.